Molecule: messenger RNA, 2101 nt
Organism: Nerophis ophidion (straightnose pipefish)
Lineage: Eukaryota; Metazoa; Chordata; Actinopteri; Syngnathiformes; Syngnathidae
Product: MANSC domain-containing protein 4-like
Exons: 4
Coding region: 1-915 (304 amino acids)
Source: RefSeq, a predicted model, not a curated record
AUGACCAACACCUGCAUUCUUCAAGUGGACUUGUCUCUUUUUCGCUUUUUGUCCUACGGCUUGAAAAUGUCCCGGGGUCUGCUGGCCCUGCUCCUCGCUGCAUUGAUGUGCCGCACAGAGUCUCGCUGCUCGCCCACUUCUUAUUACAAAAACUGCUGGAUCCGACAUUUCCCGGGCGUCCUUCUGGACACGGGCGAGUCUGAGAGGAGAGGAGCGCGUCUUGUCCGCAGCUACCGGGAGGAGAGCGCGCUCGGGUGCAGUCGGAGCUGCUGCCUGACUACAAAUGUGUCCUGCAACGUGGCCAUCUUUGACUACGCCGCCACAUGGGACAACUGUCUGCACCUUCACUGCCCGACCUUGGACAGCUGCAUCGUCACACAGCGACACAAGGUGGUCCUCUACAAGCUGACUCAUGGUGUGGAUCCCGACUUGUUGGUGUUUGAGAAGCAUCUCACCUCCAGCGUGGGCGUGCUGCCGCAUCACUUCAGUCGCAUCAAUGCGUCCGAGGCUUUGCCCGCCUCCGACAAGCGGCAGUUCUUCCAUCCGCCGCCCCCUGCCACCGUCAAACCACCUGUGAAGACACCUCCGGCGGAAACAUCAACCACCUUCAUGGCUUCCCCCAGCGUUACCGUGACAACAGCGCCGCCUGCUUCCCUCUCCACCGACCGUGCCCCCACCUCCACGUCCACGGCCCAGACGUCCGUCAAAGAGCGAGGGAGCCCGACUCCAACUGCCGAGGACAUGAAGUCUUCGGGUUUAGGGGAGGAGUGGCAGAGCCUGCUGGUGGCGCUGUUGAGCUGUGGGACUAUGUUGCUGCUGCUGCUGCUGCUUUCAUGCUGCUGCAGGCGAGGGGGGAGGGGCUACCAAGGGUCCAUGCGUCUGAUGAAGUACAACGUGGUCAAAGAGAACUCUUGAACUUUUAUUUUGGUAUUUUAUCUACGUAAGUCCUUGUAAGUCACAGCUUGAGUACUUUCAUGACGGCCUCUUUGUACUGCAGCAUGGCGCUCUCACUGUCGCCUUGGUUCUUCAGUCUGGUGACCGAGUCCUUGUACUCCUGCACUUCACUCCUGCCUAGAAGCUGCUCUCGCCUUUCGUCCUCUGCCGUCACCGCCUUGAUGCGUAGCACCGUGUCCAUCAGGUUCUUCUGGGACGGGCUGUCUUCCCAGUAAUACUCCUCCAUGUCCGCCACUGUCUUCUCCGCCUCCCAGCCUUCCGUUUUCUGAAGAAAGCAACCAUUAGUCCGUUGCUGGAAGCACGACUCCACUUCUCGGACCUUUACGGGUAUAAAAUCACAUGCAACAACCCGUCUUUGUGGUCUAGCGUUACAAAAACAUCACAGAAGACUGUGCCUGCCAUUGUUGGUCUAAAGGUCAGCACCUGCCUGUCCUCUACUUCCUGUGGUGGGGAAAACAGGAAGCACGGCAGACCAAGUCCACUUUUCUUAGAGCAACACCUGAUAGCAGCGGGACACCAAACACCGUGCUCGUAGCUUUAAAGUGCGAGGGGAAGUUCAAGACUACACACCAAGUCAUUCCUUAUUGGCCGCUGGCACUUUGGGAAAAUAGAAGGAUGAAUAAAAAAAGAGCAAAAGUGAGAAAAUGUUGAUGCUAAUUACUAACACAAAGCGAACAAUUAGGGCCUGAUUUACUGAUAUCCAAAUACCGUGUGGUAAAUGGCGUGUGCAAGCUAUAAAAGGGCGUGUGAUUUACUAAGACUGGUGGUGCAGACUGCUUAUUUAAAUGAGGACUUGGCGUGUACUGUGGGGAACAUCACUACUUAUUUACUGCACAUGCAGCGUUAUGCUAUCAUUUCAAACAAGCAGGCGUGAUCUACUACUUUUUAUGGGCAUAUUACAAACCCCGUUUCCAUAUGAGUUGGGAAAUUGUGUUAGAUGUAAAUAUAAACGGAAUACAAUGAUUUGUGAAUCCUUUUCAACCCAUAUUCAGUUGAAUAUGCUACAAAGACAACAUAUUUGAUGUUCAAAUAAUAAUUCACUUAGAAUUUCAUGGCUGCAACACGUGCCAAAGUAGUUGGGAAAGGGCAUGUUCACCACUGUGUUACAUCACCUUUUGUUUUAACAACACUCAAUAAAUGUUUGGGA